Jaculus jaculus (lesser Egyptian jerboa) is the source of this 2328-nucleotide messenger RNA. RefSeq names its product somatomedin B and thrombospondin type 1 domain containing (gene Sbspon). NCBI's taxonomy places the organism in Eukaryota, Metazoa, Chordata, Mammalia, Rodentia, Dipodidae. The coding region runs from base 7 to 801 and encodes 264 amino acids. The transcript has 5 exons. The record is from RefSeq and is a predicted model, not a curated record.
CCGGCCAUGAGGGUCCUGUGCUUGGCGCUGUGCGCGCUGGCGCGGCUGUGGCCCGGGGCGCUAGCUGGCUGCUCGGAGGCCGGGCGCUGCUGCCCAGGCAGGGACCCAGCCUGCUUUGCCCAAGGCUGGAGGCUGGACAGAGUCUACGGGACCUGCUUCUGCGACCAAGCCUGCCGCCUCACCGGGGACUGCUGCUUCGACUACGACAGGGCUUGCCCAGCUCGCCCUUGCUUCGUGGGAGAAUGGAGCCCGUGGAGCGGCUGCGGGAAUCCAUGCCGGCCCGCCAUGCGCGUGCGCAGGCGCUCGGUGCAGCAGGAGCCGCGGAAUGGAGGCGCGCCCUGCCCACCGCUGGAGGAGAGAGCCGGCUGCCUGGAGUAUGCCAGCGCGCAGGGCCGGGACUGCGCGCACUCCUUCGUCCCUGCCUUUAUAACUACCUCUGCAUUCAACAAGGAGAGAACAAGACAAGGUUCAUCUCCCCGGUGGUCUGCACAUACACAGGAUGCUGGAUACUGUAUGGAGUUCAAGACAGAGUCGCUGACUCCUCACUGUGCUCUGGACAACCGGCCCCUGACCCGGUGGAUGCAGUAUCUCCGAGAGGGAUACACAGUGUGUGUGGACUGUCAACCUCCUGCUAUGAAUUCUGUGAGCCUGCGCUGUUUCGGAGAUGGCCUGGACUCCAGUGGAAAUCAGACACUCCAUUGGCAAGCCAUUGGCAAUCCUCGAUGCCAAGGAACCUGGAAAAAAGUGCGUCGAGUUAACCAGUGUUCUUGUCCAGCGGUUCACAGUUUCAUUUUUAUAUAGAUUGCUGAGCAAAUAUUUCAAAAUAUGCUUAUAAACAUUGCUAAGUUGCGGUUAACCCUUCGUAAACUUACAAAGUCUGGCCAAAAUUUCUGGCAUGUGUCAUCGCCACACUCUGCUGCUGAAAAAGAAAAUUUAUGGACUCGUUAUCAAGAAACCAUGGUAACUUUGUGUUUAUGUUUACUAACUUGGGGAUUCACACUCAAAGCUCCUUUGGUUUUAUACCCUUCAUUUUCUAUUCAGUCACAGAAUACAUGUAUAUCUGUCCACAUUAGCAUUAUUACCAUGUACUCCAGUUUUUGGUAAGGUGUUAUUUAAAGGUAUCUAUAUAUUUUUGUUUCUAUUCCUUAUUUCUUAAAAGCUUCUAACUUAAAAAAUAUAUAUAUAUAUACACACAUAUGUGUAAAGUCUCAUAUCUAUCCUCCCCAUAUACUAGCCCCAUAAAUUCUACAAUAAUUUUAAGCAUAUUGUUAUAAAAUAAUUUUCUAUUGGAACAGUUAUUAAAAUUUCAGUAGGAAUUUUGUAAAGAAAAGCCAACAAUAUUGCUAAAAUUUUUUGAAGAAAUUUUCCGUUGUUAAUUGCAAAGAUCAAUCAAACACCCAUCCUGGAUUAAUAAGAAUUCCUUGAAGUGUUAUAAUUUUCACACCAAUCAAUCAAAUAUUUUAGUUAUGAUAAUUCUACCAUUUGUAUCUAGUAUUAUUGCCAAAGGUUAAAGCCUAUGACAGAGUAAACAAUCUUUUAGAGUACAACUUUGAGUUUAGUUGAAGUAUUCUUAUAUCGUUUUUCUGAAGCAUAUAUUUUCUCAUGUUUGGAGUGAAAGGCAGAUGUUUGGAUGGCAAGAGGCAUAGAAUUUCAUUGCACACGCUCUUAUCUCACACACAAGGAGAGAAAUAUGGAUCUUAUUUUAUUAUUAUAUCAAUGAACUUGAGGCAGAAAGACAUGGUGUGUUUGAGAAUCGGGGAUGUCAGGCUGUGUCAGGCUCUAUAGUCAGCUUCAGUGAAAGUCACCCUGAUUACACCAAAGACUCCAUAUUAUGAGCUUACCAUAGUUUAGUUUUGAAGCAGGUUUUAAAUUCAGGAAAUUUUCUUUGGAGAAUUGAGUCCGGAGAUUUUAACUAUCUAUAAUUCAUUUGGUUUAAGUUGGAUUACACAGUAACUUACUAACAAUGUUUAACUAAUAUACAAAUUUCUUGAUACUUUAUUAUGUAAUGACGGAUUUUAUUAUGUAAUGACAGAAUGACAAGAGCAAGGGUUGAGAACAACUCUAAUAGUUAACAUUCUGAUAGUUAUACUGAGAAUAACAGUAUUUCUGACUAUAUAUUCCUAUAACUGCCAAAGUUAUUUUGAUGGAAGAUUAAAAAUAAAAAUAUUUAAAUUUCAUCAAUGUUAGCAACUUCAACUAUGAGUUCUAUAUUAACAAUUUAAGAUCACUUAAACAAUUAUUUAGCAAUAUUUUUGAAACUAUGCGUGGAUAUUUUCCAAUGAUACUUACAUUUUUUUAAAUAUGUUUUUAUUCAUUUUUCAUUUAGUU